CGUUUUGUGGGAAGGGGGAGGCGAGAGGGGAAGGGCCGCGCUGCAGGAGCCGGUCCUCGCCCCCGCCCCCCUGCGCGGACACGCUGAAGGCUGGGCUCGGCUUUCGCGGGGGCCAAGCUCCCACUCUCGCCGCGGGAGGUGGGGGAUGCGGGCGACGGCCCCCUUGGGCUCCAGGACCCUCCCCCCAGGGCUCCGGAGCUGUUGCUCCGCCCGCCGCCCCCUCCCCCGUCCUCUCCACCCCCCCAUCCCACCUCCCCACCCCUCGUAAGAAAAUAAUGCUGGCUGGCGCCCGCACCUCCCAGUCGCUCCCAGUCCGCCGCGAGGAAAGGGCGCCCGCUUGGUCUCCACGCCGGGACCCCUACCGAGCCGCCCUAGCUGCCGCCUCGCCGCGUGUGCCGCUGGGCUCCGCUUAGGCAGAAUCUGCGAGCGCCGCGCCCGGGCAUUGCCAGCUCCGGGGAGGCGCCGCCCGCAAGGACACCUCUCCGUCCCGCCUCGUCCGCAACUCCGGUCCUUGUCGAGCUCGACGCGAGCCAGGAGUCCGGACGUCCCUCUGCGCGCGGCUCAGCAGCUCGAGUAGUCCCCGCUGCCCCAGCUCGGAGCCAACUCCAUCUCGGACCUGGGACUCCUGACGCGGAUUCUCAGCCACUUCUCACCUCGGGGCUGUGCCUGCCUCCCGCUUGCUCUCCCGCUGCCCUCCUUCUCCGCUCAGGACGGGGGUGCCAAGAUGCCCCGCUACUGCCCAGGGCCCCGGGCCGCCCCCGACGUGUGACCCCAGCCUGGUCCCCCUGCUCGGCCGUCCGCCCUCCCCUUGGAGAACCCCGGCCCGGCCCCCGGGGGAGGAGGAAGAAGACGACGAGGCCGAGGGGGGGAUGUCCAGCUCCAAAAGCGUGAGCCCCCCGGGCUACGCGGCGCAGACAGCGGCGGCGCCGGCGUCCCGGGGAGGCCCGGAACACCGCUCGGCGUGGGGCGAGGCCGACUCCCGCGCCAAUGGCUACCCCCACGCCCCUGGGGGUUCGGCCCGCGGCUCCACCAAGAAACCCGGGGGGACGGUGACCCCGCAGCAGCAGCAGCAGCGCCUGGCCAGCCGCUGGCGCAGCGACGACGACGACGAUCCUCCGCUGAGUGGCGAUGACCCCCUGGCUGGGGGCUUCGGCUUCAGCUUCCGUUCCAAGUCGGCCUGGCAGGAGCGCGGCGGCGACGACUGCGGUCGCGGCAGCCGGCGGCAGCGGCGGGGCGCGGCCGGCGGGGGCAGCACCCGGGCGCCCCCUGCGGGCGGCGGCGGCGGCUCGGCGGCGGCAGCCGCCGCAGCUGGCGGGACGGAGGUGCGCCCCCGUUCUGUGGAGCUGGGUCUGGAGGAGCGGCGGGGCAAGGGCCGCGCGGCCGACGAGCUGGAGGCCGGCGCCGUCGAGGAAGACGAGGGUUCCGGAGAUGGCGGCAGCUUGGCAGGCUCGGGCGCGGGGCCUGGCGCGGUGCUGUCGCUGGGCGCCUGCUGCCUGGCACUGCUGCAGAUAUUCCGCUCGAAGAAGUUCCCGUCGGACAAGCUGGAGCGGCUGUACCAGCGCUACUUCUUCCGUCUGAACCAGAGCAGCCUCACGAUGCUCAUGGCUGUGCUGGUGCUCGUGUGCCUCGUCAUGUUGGCCUUCCACGCGGCACGGCCCCCGCUGCAGCUGCCCUACCUGGCCGUGCUGGCGGCUGCCGUGGGUGUGAUCCUCGUUAUGGCCGUGCUCUGCAACCGCGCCGCCUUCCACCAGGACCACAUGGGCCUGGCCUGCUACGCGCUCAUCGCCGUGGUGCUGGCUGUCCAGGUGGUGGGCCUGCUGCUGCCCCAGCCGCGCAGCGCCUCCGAGGGCAUCUGGUGGACUGUGUUCUUCAUCUAUACCAUCUACACGCUGCUGCCCGUGCGCAUGCGGGCCGCGGUACUCAGCGGGGUGCUCCUGUCUGCCCUCCACCUGGCCAUCGCCCUGCGCACCAACGCCCAGGACCAGUUCCUGCUCAAGCAGCUCGUCUCCAAUGUCCUCAUUUUCUCCUGCACCAACAUCGUGGGCGUCUGCACCCACUACCCGGCUGAGGUCUCCCAGAGACAGGCCUUCCAGGAGACCCGGGAGUGCAUCCAGGCUCGGCUGCACUCGCAGCGGGAGAACCAGCAGCAGGAGCGGCUCCUGCUGUCUGUCCUUCCCCGUCACGUUGCCAUGGAGAUGAAAGCAGACAUCAAUGCCAAACAGGAGGAUAUGAUGUUCCAUAAAAUUUACAUCCAGAAACAUGACAACGUGAGCAUCCUGUUUGCUGACAUCGAGGGCUUCACCAGCCUGGCGUCCCAGUGCACUGCCCAGGAGCUUGUCAUGACCCUCAACGAGCUCUUCGCCCGCUUCGACAAGCUGGCUGCAGAGAAUCACUGUUUACGUAUUAAGAUCCUGGGAGAUUGUUAUUACUGCGUCUCAGGGCUGCCUGAAGCCAGGGCUGACCAUGCCCACUGCUGCGUGGAGAUGGGCAUGGACAUGAUUGAGGCCAUCUCGCUGGUCCGGGAGGUGACAGGUGUCAACGUGAACAUGCGUGUGGGAAUCCACAGCGGGCGAGUGCACUGUGGCGUCCUUGGCCUCAGGAAGUGGCAGUUCGACGUCUGGUCUAACGACGUCACGCUGGCCAACCACAUGGAGGCUGGAGGCAAGGCGGGACGCAUCCACAUCACCAAGGCCACACUCAACUACCUGAAUGGCGACUACGAAGUGGAGCCGGGCGGUGGGGGCGAGCGCAACGCCUACCUCAAAGAGCACAGUAUCGAGACCUUCCUCAUCCUGCGCUGCACCCAGAAGCGGAAAGAAGAGAAGGCCAUGAUUGCCAAGAUGAAUCGCCAGAGAACCAACUCGAUCGGGCACAACCCACCACACUGGGGGGCCGAGCGCCCCUUCUACAACCACCUGGGUGGCAACCAGGUGUCCAAGGAGAUGAAACGGAUGGGCUUUGAAGAUCCCAAGGACAAGAACGCCCAGGAAAGUGCGAACCCCGAGGAUGAAGUGGAUGAAUUUCUGGGCCGUGCCAUUGACGCCAGGAGCAUCGACAGGCUACGAUCUGAGCAUGUUCGCAAGUUCCUCUUGACCUUCAGGGAGCCUGACUUAGAGAAGAAGUACUCCAAGCAGGUGGAUGACCGAUUCGGUGCCUACGUGGCAUGUGCCUCGCUCGUCUUCCUCUUCAUCUGCUUUGUCCAGAUCACCAUUGUGCCCCACUCCGUGUUCAUGUUGAGUUUCUACCUGACCUGUUUCCUGCUGCUGACCUUGGUGGUAUUUGUGUCCGUGAUCUACUCCUGCGUGAAGCUCUUCCCAGCCCCGCUGCAGAGGCUCUCCAGGAAGAUCGUGCGGUCCAAGAUGAACAGCACCCUGGUGGGCGUGUUCACCAUCACCCUGGUGUUCCUGUCGGCUUUUGUCAACAUGUUCACGUGCAACUCCAAGGACCUGUUUGGCUGCCUGGUGGACGAGCACAACAUCAGUGCCAGCCAGGUCAACGCGUGCCACGUGGUGGAGUCAGCCGGCAACUACAGUCUGGGUGACGAGCGGGGCUUCUGCGGCAGCCCCUGGCCCAACUGCAACUUCCCCGAGUACUUCACCUACAGCGUGCUGCUCAGCCUGCUGGCCUGCUCCGUGUUCCUGCAGAUCAGCUGCAUCGGGAAGCUGGUGCUCAUGCUGGCCAUCGAGCUCAUCUACGUGCUUGUCAUUGAGGUGCCCGGUGUCACGCUCUUUGACAAUGCCGACCUACUGGUCACAGCCAACGCCAUAGACUUCAACAACAACGGGACCUCCCAGUGCCCUGAGCACGCGACCAAGGUGGCGCUGAAGGUGGUGACGCCCAUCAUCAUCUCGGUCUUUGUGCUGGCCCUGUACCUGCACGCCCAGCAGGUGGAGUCCACCGCCCGCCUCGACUUCCUCUGGAAACUGCAGGCCACCGAGGAGAAGGAGGAGAUGGAGGAGCUGCAGGCCUACAACCGGCGGCUGCUGCACAACAUCCUGCCAAAGGAUGUAGCCGCGCACUUCCUGGCCCGCGAGCGGCGCAAUGAUGAGCUCUACUAUCAGUCGUGUGAGUGCGUGGCUGUCAUGUUCGCCUCCAUCGCCAACUUCUCCGAGUUCUACGUGGAGCUGGAGGCCAACAACGAGGGCGUCGAGUGCCUGCGGCUGCUCAACGAGAUCAUCGCCGACUUUGACGAGAUCAUCAGUGAGGAUCGGUUCAGGCAGCUGGAAAAGAUCAAGACCAUCGGCAGCACCUAUAUGGCCGCCUCGGGCCUCAACGACUCCACCUAUGACAAGGUGGGCAAGACCCACAUCAAAGCUCUGGCUGACUUUGCCAUGAAGUUGAUGGACCAAAUGAAGUACAUCAACGAGCACUCCUUCAACAACUUCCAGAUGAAGAUUGGUGAGCCCGGCCCGGAGUCCCGAGGGCUUGUUGGGACUCCCACCCACCAUCCCCCAUGCCGCCACCAUGACCCGAUCCAAGCAGAGGCUAACACUGCAGUGUGUCCCUGCCCAAGGGGUGGGGGUAGGCCCCCAUCACACAGCAGAGUUCUCCCAGGGCCUGGAGAUGCCUCCUCUGCAUGGUGGGCUCAAUAUCGGCCCCGUAGUGGCUGGGGUGAUUGGGGCCCGCAAACCUCAGUACGACAUCUGGGGCAAUACAGUGAACGUGGCCAGCCGCAUGGACAGCACCGGCGUGCCCGACCGCAUCCAGGUCACCACAGACAUGUACCAGGUGCUGGCCGCCAACACGUACCAGCUGGAGUGCCGGGGUGUGGUCAAGGUCAAGGGCAAAGGCGAGAUGAUGACAUACUUCCUCAACGGAGGGCCCCCGCCCAGUUAGCAGCCGCUGCGGACGCCAGGCAGCCUGGCCUCCAGAGAAACGGCGGAAGCCUCGCUCCAGCCCACGAGGCCGCCCUGAGAUUUUCCACUUUGACUCCAGAAGCAGCUUCUGCCUUGGCGGGCGGGCGGUCUCCGUCCCAGGCCCCGGGGUGCCAGCGUCCUGCGAGCACCAAGCUGACCAAAGAUGUCUCCCCCUGUAGUAGACGCCGCCAGACUCAGUUGGAAUCUCGUUUUCUAACGGGCGCUGCGGCGCGUGCGCGGGCGGAGAGGCGCCGCUGGAGGGGCCUGGGCGCGCGGCAGCCCCGUGUGCGGAGCCGCGGGAGCACGGCCUCGGCGGGCGGGAGGCGGCGCCACCUGGCCCCGGGCCCUGGGGCUGCUUUUCUAUGUGAGCCUUUAAACUUCAGAGCGAGGCCGCGGCCCUGCUCCGUGGUGGAGGGGGCCCCGGGCAGGAGUGCUGGCUUUGGAGGGACCGAGGCCUUCCUCGCGGGCUCCUCCCACACCCACACACACAGCCGGUGCCCCUGGAGGGGGCAGAACUGCGAGGGGGAGGCCAGAGGCCCCGGAGCAAGGAGUGGUGGUUCUGAGAAAAAGAAAAUAUUUAUUAAAUAAAACAAAACACGUUUCUGUGCCCUUCUUUAGAC
Molecule: messenger RNA, 5476 nt
Organism: Eubalaena glacialis (North Atlantic right whale)
Lineage: Eukaryota; Metazoa; Chordata; Mammalia; Artiodactyla; Balaenidae
Gene: ADCY5
Product: adenylate cyclase 5
Exons: 21
Coding region: 870-5444 (1524 amino acids)
Biological process (GO): intracellular signal transduction; adenylate cyclase-inhibiting G protein-coupled receptor signaling pathway; cAMP biosynthetic process
Cellular component (GO): plasma membrane
Molecular function (GO): adenylate cyclase activity
Source: RefSeq, a predicted model, not a curated record